Molecule: messenger RNA, 438 nt
Organism: Trypanosoma grayi
Lineage: Eukaryota; Euglenozoa; Kinetoplastea; Trypanosomatida; Trypanosomatidae
Product: calmodulin
Exons: 1
Coding region: 1-438 (145 amino acids)
Cellular component (GO): myosin II complex
Molecular function (GO): calcium ion binding
Source: RefSeq, a predicted model, not a curated record
AUGCCCCGUGCCGCCCUAAUGAAGGAAGCGUUUGAGCUUCUUCAAAAGGAUGGGAAGAUACCGAAGGCCUCGGUUCCAACGGCCCUCCGCGCGGCAGGUUUAAAUCCAAGCGAAGAGAGGAUAAAGGAAAUUAUGGCCACUACAACCGACCUUGAUAUGACUGGAUAUGAAGCACUUGUUGCGAAGCAUGACGACAAGACAGAUACUCCAGAUGCAGUUAAGGAGGCAUUUCGUGUCUUUGACAAGGAUCUUGAUGGAACGGUUUCGGUCGCGGAGUUUCGUCAUAUUAUGACGACAAUGGGAGAAAAAUAUACCGAAGAGGAGUUUCGUGACCUGAUUCAAGGUUUUGAUGACAAUGGUGUUAUUCACUACGAGAAGUUUGUGUCAAAGAUGCUGGCUCCUUUUACAGAUCACGGGAAUCCAGAAGAUAUGGUUUAG